This is a messenger RNA of Cyanistes caeruleus (blue tit), 771 nucleotides long. The record is from RefSeq and is a predicted model, not a curated record. NCBI's taxonomy places the organism in Eukaryota, Metazoa, Chordata, Aves, Passeriformes, Paridae.
CGCGCAAGGCCCCGUUGUUCCAGGGCAGCUCUUGCGCUCGCUGGCUCGCUGCAGGAGGACCCUUGUGAGCAAGGAGUUCUCAGCAGACGGCCUGCACCCCGAGAGGAGUCUUGCUAUUUCCCUUGGGUGCCAUUGCGCAUUGUGCAAACCCACACAGCACUGCUAAAAUGAUCGAGCAAGUCUGUGCCGUGGUUUGCAGUGUUUUCUCCGUGGCAUAUUCUGGCUACUUCCUGGCUCACCUGACAGGUCACUUCACCCGUGGAUGGAGACAAGCGUGUCCUUUGGGCUCAAGGGCAGGGUCGGCACCUCCUCUGGCUCCCUCUCUUGUGGAGGAAGAGGCUGAAGAGGAGCAAGAGCACAUCAAGCCCCCAGCUGCUGUCCCUCCACGGCCCCAAAAGGCUCCCGCAGCUGCCGGCACUGGGUCCGGCAGCCCCGCCCAGCCGGCCGAGACGAGAGAGGAGCAGAGGCUGAUGAGACUGAGGAGCGUUGUGAGCCCGGGUGAGCCAAGGAGCAAAUACACGGCCCUUGAAGAACUUGGACGAGGGGGCUUUGGAGCUGUUUAUAGAGCCCUGGACGCCAGCACAGGCAAACAGGUGGCUAUCAAGAAAAUGACACUGCAAGAGGAGGAUUGCGAGGAGCUGGCUGUCAAUGAAAUCGUGGCCAUGAGGGACAACAGGAAUCCCAAUAUUGUUACCUACUUAGACAGGUUGGGGUGUUGGCAUGUCAGCGUUCCUUCAGAUAGUGCAAGGCAGAAAUGAGCAAGCCCUUUGG